Paraphaeosphaeria sporulosa is the source of this 2805-nucleotide messenger RNA. Its product is annotated as galactose oxidase. The coding region runs from base 413 to 2797 and encodes 794 amino acids. The transcript has 2 exons. The record is from RefSeq and is a predicted model, not a curated record. Gene Ontology annotation, molecular function: protein binding. NCBI's taxonomy places the organism in Eukaryota, Fungi, Ascomycota, Dothideomycetes, Pleosporales, Didymosphaeriaceae.
CUCGUUCCUCAAACUAACUUUACGACGCGAUCAUGCACGAUAUAUUGAUUUUGCAAGAUGUGCAUAUCAGGACGUGCGUCCGGUCGCAUGGGGUUGCACGUAAGACGUUGCUCUCCGGGCCAUUGGGUUUUCGAGAAGCGGCUAGGGCGAUGCAGAGCUGGGUGUUUGCGGUGUGAGCAGCAGCCUGGGGAACGGCAACGGGUGAGCUGAAGUGAGCGUGCAAGGCGGGAGGCCUAGAUACGACCCACGCCGCGAUCAGCUGCCCUGCAUACGAAUUUCGGAGCGAUUUUGGGCGGCGCAGCGCGAGCGUGAGUAGAGCGACAGGAAAACCAUAUAAUGAGUGGGUCGAGACAACAGUGAAUGCUUGUGGAUACGCGACUUUGCAUUUGGCUUUUGCUGUCUUACAUUCACUAUGGCUAUUUUCUUGUCGCUCUUUUUAGCAUUCUUACUAAUCCGAGAUGUGGUAUCUGUCUCUGCACCUAUCCUGAGGUCGGCAUGGACUGCAACGGCCGACUCUUUCAAUCAGGGAAACGAACCUCAAAAGGCUAUUGACGCGAAUUUGAAUACCUUCUGGCAUUCACAAUUCAAUCCCACCCCCGAUGCACUCCCAAAUUGGAUUGUUGUUGAUAUGAAAACCAUCUACAACAUUCAUGCCGUCGGAUACCUCCCUCGUCAGGACGGCAGUGCAAAUGGAAGAAUUGGCGGUCACAAGAUUGAAGUGAGCACUGACGGAACGAACUGGAAUCUCGCAGCAACUGGGACGUACCUCAAUGAUGCUAUUGUAAAGAAGACGACCUUCAUUACAAGAGCAGCUAGGUAUGUCCGGAUCACUGCGACCACAGAGGCACAGGGAGCCGGACUGCAGUGGACUUCGGCGGCCGAGAUCAACGUCUAUCAUGAAGUGACCUACGAUUACGCAUCGAGAACGGGGUGGACUGCUUCAGCCGACAGCCAGGAAACAGUCAGUGAAAACUCUCCUGCGUCAAAGGCUAUCGACGGUGACCCUACCACCCUGUGGCAUACAAAAUACAAUGGUGGGGUUGUCGCACCACUGCCGCAUUGGUUCCAGAUCGAUGCCGGUACCCAAAUUACGGUUGAGGGUUUGAGUUAUCUACCCCGAGGAAGUCCAGGAAACGGACGUAUCGGACAAUACAGCAUCCAGGUGAGUAACGACGGCAACACGUGGACACAAGUUGCGACCGGCAUGUGGGUAGAUACCGAGGACGAGAAGAUCUCGCUCUUCAGCGCGACUGCUCGGUAUUUCCGGCUCAACGCUCUCACUGAAGCUGGCAACCGUGGCCAAUGGACUACUGCAAGAGAGAUUAACCUCGUCCGAGGCGAGACGGAAGUGGUUCCUGCUGCUCCUGCGGCAUCGAAGGGUCUUUGGGUCAACACCGUCGACUUCCCGCUUGUGCCUGCUGCGGUAGCGAUGCUUCCAAACGGAAAGGUGCUAGUCUGGUCGUCCUUCUCACGUGAUAAUUUUGGUGGCUCGAAUGGUUUCACACAGACUGCCAUCUAUGAUCCGGCUACUGGAGAGUCCACCCCUCGUACUGUAACCAACACAAACCACGACAUGUUCUGUCCCGGUAUCUCGAUGGACUUCAAUGGGCGCAUUAUAGUAACAGGCGGUAGUAAUGCCGCAAAGACUAGUAUCUACGAUUCUGCAACCAACGCAUGGACCGCCGGCCCAGAUAUGAAGAUAGCACGAGGGUAUCAAUCGACUGCUACCGUCUCUGACGGUCGCAUUUUCAAUAUUGGUGGUAGCUGGAGCGGAGGAGAGGGCAACAAGAAUGGCGAAAUAUACAGCCCCAGUGCAAACACCUGGACGCUUCAAUCGGGCGCCUUAGUGUCGCCUCUGCAGACUCAAGACAGGCAGGGUCCUUAUCGCUCGGACAACCAUGCGUGGCUGUUCACAUGGAAGUCUGGCACUGUCUUUCAAGCUGGUCCUUCCAAAGCGAUGCAUUGGUAUGAUACCACUGGUGCGGGUAGUGUCACUGCCGCAGGAAACCGUGGAGAUGACGGCGAUGCUAUGUGUGGUAACGCGGUGAUGUAUGAUGCCCCUGCUGGUAAGAUCCUGACAGCUGGUGGCGCUGCAAACUACCAGGAAGAUAACGCCCGCACGAAUGCCUAUGUCAUCACUAUCGGAGCGACAAAACAGAACCCUCAGGUGACCAGAGUUCCCAACAUGGCCUUUGCACGAGGCUUUGCAAAUGGAGUCGCUCUUCCCGAUGGCACUGUUUUCGUGACUGGUGGGCAAAGCUAUGUCAAACCGUUCACGGACACGACCGCACAAUUUACGCCCGAGCUCUUCAAUCCUGCGACGAAUACGUGGACGCAACUGAACCCAAUGUCCAUUGCCAGGACCUAUCACUCGGUUGCAAUUCUUCUUCCAGAUGCAACCGUCCUUCAAGGAGGAGGUGGCUUGUGCGGCGGUUGCGGUGUAAACCACUUCGACGCCGAGAUCUUCGUUCCUCCAUAUCUGUUGAACACCGAUGGCACGCGAAGAACACGUCCAGUCAUCAACAACGUUGCUGCGACCGUGCGACUCGGCGCUACAGUCACCAUUACUACGAAUUCAGCGGUAACGAGAUUUGCCCUAGUUCGAUCCGGCUCCGCAACCCACACGGUAGAUACCGAUCAGCGACGGAUCCCACUCACGCCCUCGGGCAGCGGGACUACAUAUACAAUAACGAUUCCUAGUGAUGCCGGCGUGGCUCUUCCCGGGUUUUGGUUCUUGUUCGCGCUGAAUUCGGCUGGCACACCGAGUGUUGCGAAGAUAAUUAAAAUCACUACUUAGUAUAUGGC